Molecule: messenger RNA, 1089 nt
Organism: Triticum turgidum subsp. durum (durum wheat)
Lineage: Eukaryota; Viridiplantae; Streptophyta; Magnoliopsida; Poales; Poaceae
Source: the annotation of a GenBank genome assembly
AUGGGAGCCCAGCAGAGCGUCAAUGCCGGCAAAGCCAAGGUGGAUUUGCAGGUCGACCUCACCCACAUGCUCUGCGAGGCGCUCCUGCUGCCGCCCCUGAGCAGCUCCAGCGCCACCAUCUCGCAAAUCGUCGGAAGGAUCUCCCUCAAACACCCAAGCCUAUUUGGGAGGAGUGAGAAGUUGGACGUGAUUCUGGAUAAGGGUGUCAAUGACUCUAAUGUUGUUGUUGCCUUUAGACGCCCAAGGCCCGAAUGGUUAUCGCAGCAGUCGUUUGUCAUUCAGCACUCGAUGACACCAGAAAUUGCGGUGCAUGGUUUUCCGGCUGACAACUUCACACGGUCAGGGAGCAGAGGGGUGAAUCUAAGCCGGUUGUCGCUUGGGGUGGAGAUUAAUGAACCGACAACAUCAAAAUGGACUUCUGGAACCAGUGUUAAGUUUGAGCAUAUCCGUCCUGUUAAUAAUGAUGGGCGCUCAAUAGCUAGGGACCACGAAGGCUUUCCCCUAACAUGCAGUGGUAACCUCCAUGACAACAUGAUUAUCUUGAAGCAAGAGUCUGGUUAUGCGGAUGUUAAAGAUAAUAGCUUCUUAAGAGUUAAUUUUCAAAUGGAACAAGGAUUGCCACUUGUACCAAAAUCACUAACUUUUAACAGAGUUAAAUGUGCUGUUUCGAAAGGCAUUAAACUGGGGCCAACAUUUUUGGUUACUAGCUUGACAGGCGGUUCCAUUGUGGGCGACAUGGCACCGUAUCAAGCAUUUGCAAUAGGUGGACUUGGUAGCGUCCGGGGUUAUGGCGAGGGUGCAGUUGGUUCAGGAAGACUGUGCCUAAUUGGUAACUGCGAAUACACGGUUCCUUUGGCAAAGAAUCUCGAAGGUUCUCUUUUCAUGGACUGCGGUAGUGAUUUAGGAUCUGCUCGUCAUGUUCCUGGCAAUCCGGCUCUUCGGCAAGGGAAACCGGGAUUCGGUGUCGGGUUUGGAUACGGCGUCCACUUCAACACGGACAUAGGCCAAAUCCGAGUCGACUACGCCAUGAACGCCUUCAGUCGCAAGACCUUCUACUUCAGCAUCAACACUGGCGGUGCUGGCUCAUAG